Nanorana parkeri is the source of this 1369-nucleotide messenger RNA. RefSeq names its product glial cell line-derived neurotrophic factor-like. Lineage: Eukaryota; Metazoa; Chordata; Amphibia; Anura; Dicroglossidae. The transcript has 5 exons. Gene Ontology annotation, molecular function: receptor tyrosine kinase binding; glial cell-derived neurotrophic factor receptor binding; growth factor activity. Bases 224 to 1204 code for a protein of 326 amino acids. The record is from RefSeq and is a predicted model, not a curated record.
AGUCCUUCUAUCCCAGAGCAUGCCAUGGGGUGGGUCAGAGAAUCAUCCGUCUGCUUACAAGUGAAGGCAGACCAGCAAGGCACACAGUGCGUCUACCCCGAGCUUGCCGUGGUCCACCCGUCCCUUGUCAAGGCCGUUCCUCACCGGUGGGCUGGACAAGCUUCGCCCCGCAAUAGAUUAUGGUGCCGUGGAACUGGAUUUAAACUGGGCUCACCCCCUGGAGAUGCUCGGUUUCGCCCUAGGGGACCUCACCGUCACUUUACAACACCGCAGGAGGAAUCAGAUACAGAUCUCCAACCAACCGCAGGGAAGGAUUGUACACUAUGGGCGUGUAUGCGGGGAGGACAGAUUGAAACUCGCAGGGAAAGAAUAUUAUGAAUGGAGCGCAGCAGAUGAGACGUCUGCACAACGGAACGCUCGGCUCACUGCAGUCUGGGAACCACAGCAAGCUGAGAGAUCGUCAACUGAGAGGGGCAGCAACCAAAACCUAAUUCACGACAGGACCACACCGUUCAUGGGAAGAGGAUCCCUCUGUGUGACACCCCCGCCCUGGAGCUGUAAGGUAACACUCUGGACUCUGCUAGUGUCACUGCUGCUGCUGCUAUCGUUCAUGGCUACCACCGUGUCUUCGACUCCAAUCAUGGAAGGUCCACCCAAUGAGGAAAGCGACACCCUGGCAGUGCCUGACCCCAGGAGUACUGAAUUUGUGGUGGAGGAGGACAUAGAUGUGUCCAUUAAAACAACCUGGACGUCUAUUUAUGAAAAUGCAACCCUGGAAGGGCACAAUGACGACGAACUGAUGGGCGUCCGUCGCUUGGAGCGCUCCCCGGAAGCCUCAGCAAGGACGAAAAAGAACAAGAAGUCUGGCAACCGGGGGAAGGACAAGAACAGCGACGGGGAGAAGGGUUGCAGCCGCCAGAGCCUGAGGGUGCGCGUGCGGGACUUGGGCCUGGGCUUCGACUCCGAAGAAUGGAUCACGUUCUUCUACUGCAGCGGCUCGUGCCAGCAACACCGCAACAACUACGACGUCACCCUGACCUCCCUGCUCAAGCACAAGCGCAUCGCUCACAGCGCCCACGGACGGGUCAGCAACCACCCGUGCUGCCGGCCCACCAGCUACGAGAACGUGGCCUUCAUGGACGUCACCAACAACUGGCAGAUCGUGCCCAAGCUGUCGGCGGCGAACUGCAGCUGCGUGCGCUGAGCUUGGCUCUCGAGGGGGGCUGGUGAUAGAAGCGGGAGGAAUUCCUCGGAGCUCCUGGCACGGAACAAGAGGCGCAAGGGCACAAGAAGUGGCGCGGCCUGGUGGAGACGCGUUGCCGGUUGGAACGUGGCGUCUCACUGGACAAGGAAGGGAUAGAACAAUAGA